Messenger RNA from Sphenostylis stenocarpa, 699 nucleotides. NCBI's taxonomy places the organism in Eukaryota, Viridiplantae, Streptophyta, Magnoliopsida, Fabales, Fabaceae. The record is from the annotation of a GenBank genome assembly.
AUGCAUAAGGAUACCACAUAUCCUUUAGCCAUACGCAAUAUGCCUGAGAUGGUUUCUAAGAAAGGCAACAAAACUCUCUCUUCACCAAAGCCUCACAAUUGUUCAUUUUUCCUAGCAUACAUGACUAGUUCUAACAAGAGGCUUGAGGUUCAAACAGAAGAUCAAACUCCACAUAAAUGGUGUGUUUCACUGGGAGAAGAGCCUUUCAAAAGAUUCUUCAGCCAGACUAAUCCAGCAGUGCAUAAGGUUUUUGGUGAUGGAUCACUUUUCAGUCCACUGUUAUUUGGGAAGUUCUUUGAUCCUUCUGAUGCCUUCCCUCUAUGGGAGUUUGAGUCAGAUGUAUUGUUAUCUCAUUUAAGGAGCUCCACCCAAAGCACUGUGCAUUGGUGUCAGACAGGUGAAGGCUAUAUAUUAAAAGCAGAAAUUCCAGGAACUGGGAAAAAUAACAUUCAAGUCCUUGUUGAUAAAGGGAAGGUUGUGGAAAUUAGUGGACCGUGGAAGCAGCAAAGAGACUCAAAGGCACAUGACUGGAGGUGUGGCCCUUGGUGGGAACAUGGAUAUGUGCGCAGGCUUGAGAUGCCAGAGGAUGCAGAUUGGAAGAAUAUAGAAGCAUACAUACAUAAUGACAUAUACUUAGAAAUACGAAUUCCAAAGAGCCAACAGGGUCGUGAUCUUCCUCAGGGAAAGGAUGUGGCUUAA